Molecule: messenger RNA, 3696 nt
Organism: Nematolebias whitei (Rio pearlfish)
Lineage: Eukaryota; Metazoa; Chordata; Actinopteri; Cyprinodontiformes; Rivulidae
Gene: pcare1
Product: photoreceptor cilium actin regulator 1
Exons: 2
Coding region: 259-3684 (1141 amino acids)
Source: RefSeq, a predicted model, not a curated record
AAUCUUAGAGCACGCCACAAGGAAAUUUUUAUCAACAUGAUCAUCAGUUUGUGGAUUUGUUUUGCACAUUUGUGAAAGGUGGACGUUUUAUAAUGGAUUUAUACGCAUUUUGUUUCAGAAGUCUCCUAGCUGAAAGGGAUUGUACUAGGCUCUACAACUUUAGCCAUCUGAUAUUGAAAGACACAGUAGGUGGCUAAGGACCUUAGGUGUCUUUUCAUUACUGUUUUUUUCGGCUCAAUUGUUUUUCACGAAUCAAAAAUGGGCUGCUCACCAUCAAAAGGUAACAAUUUUGGCACUCUGGGUACCAUGAAGAAGGGGAGAAUGCUACCCUUUGUGCCUCAAGAAAAACAUCCUCCUCACGAAGAUGAAGACAAUUAUAACUCUACUGGAGCUACAAAUGGAGAUAUAAAAGAGCAAAAAGGAGCUCUGCACAUCCUAACAUCUCAAGAGGAACAAAUGACACCACAGAAAAAGAGACCUGUCCCCAAGCAAGUGAACGUAGAAGCAGUGGCCAUCAGCAAAUUAGAAAAUCGGGUAAUGAACAAUAGCACAGCAUCACUGAGAAAAGAGAAAAUCAUGGACAAGCAAGAUUUAGUAGAUAAAAAAUCUUGCAAAAAGACAAAGAAAAAUAACAAAAGUGGAAGAACUCCUAAGAAAAAAGACGUGGACAAAAACAAAGUGUUUACGGAUCAAAAAGUGGAUUUUCCAGAACCUUUGGUGGAAGCUCAUCAAGCUGCCUAUGCCUUUUUGAACCCUAGCAUAAACAAAUACGAUUCUUUACUUGGACUUUUGGAGCAAGUUACACAAACUCAGGUUUCUGUGCAGACAAUGGUUGCCUUCAUGGCUUUACGUUACGAGGAAAUCAUUGAGGGACUGGGAGAGAUGGCAGAGGAGGGAGAAAAACUUUUAAAAGAACAUGGAGAACAUCUUGCUUGGACAAGCCAAAUGAAAAAUCUCUCAUCUUCUCCACCACGAAAGUCUGGCUCUGUUAUUGAUCAACCUCCACCGGAUUUGUUGCAGCAGCUGCUACAGUACACCACACAGAGAAUGAGAAAUGUGAGUCACACUGUUGGUGGAAUUGGGGACUCUGCUUUGGAGGAAGCAGUGGAGUAUUUUGCCUCAGUGUCAGAGCUUUUAGAGGAGAAACUGAAAGCUAAACAUGCAGCUCAGGUUCGAUUAAUGCAACUCUUAACCCGUAUUGAAAUGGCCUCUCUGCAAAAACCUGGACCAGAAGAUUCUGCUCUGUUUAGUGAGGACAGCGGUAUUGGGGCUGAGAAUGAAUCCUUAAAUGGAUCUGAAAAAUGUCAUAGGCGAGAGAGUUGUGGGUCUACUGGCACAAACAGAAGUAUAGUCAGUCGCAGGAAGAACACAUCCAUAAAUUUAAGUGGAGCAUCGAGGCAAAAGUAUCAGACUCAAAUAAGUCAAAGUGUAUCCCUCACUUCACUAAACUCACUUGAUUCUACAUGUACCAUAACGCCCAAUGACCAGAAAGACUCAGUAUUAGGCUCAGUCUCCUUAGACGAUGGAGAAGAUGACAACAAUGAUGAGGAAGAGGUAGACCGAGAAGUGGAGGAUGUCCAAGUAGCAUUUAGAAUGCGAUCUAAUUCUUCACCGGUCAGCAGUGAAAAACCUACUCACCGUCCACCAAUAAAACGCAUAGAAAAUCCUCAAAAUGUAGAAAUGACUCUUAAAAUGAAAAAAGCUAUAAGUGGAAAAAUACAGUUUGUACCAAAACAGAACACCGCUGCUCAUUUUAAAGUAGCUGGAAGCCCCAAGACCAUUAGACGGGAGUGGACAGAUGAGGAACUGCAAUCUCCAAAAAGGCCUCAGACAGCAGCAGCUGUUCAGACGGCGGAAGUGAAAAAGAAACCAGUGACAAGAGGGCAACGUUCCCGUUCAGCAGAAUCGCUUCGAAGUAGAGGUGAAGAUCCUACGUUACUUGAACUGGAAAGGACACAAAAGAACUUAAACCAGAGGUUACAGAGGAUGAGUAAAAGCAAAGUGGGAGAAAACACAAGGACGGCUCCAUUAAAAUCCGUUCAAAGAAACUCAUCAAACCAUCUACCAACAAUAAAUCGUAAACAUUCCUCACAAGGUAAAGACAGUAAUGCCCAGCCACUUAAAGAUACAAAUAAGAAAGUGGGACCAACCAAUGAUAUGGAAGAGGAUAAACAAAAGGAGACAAAAACAUCCAGGGGUCCUAUAAAAGUCACUCCACCACCUAGUCCACCUUUAUCACCACGGCCAUCCUCUGGUCUUCAUAGAGGCAGGAAUUCAGUCAAAAAACUGAUUGAUACCUUCAGUCAAGGAAUAGAGGACAAAGAAGGUCCUCAAUUUCUUGGGGCUCUGAAAGGUGUACGAAGAUGUGGCGUUCCAGUUCUGCCUGGUUUAGGCAAUGUAGAAGCUGUGCUCAGUGCUGGCUUAACAAGUUGUAGACUGGAAUCCACAGUGCCAGGGAAAACUGAUUGUUUUGAUCUGGACAGUCUUCCACCUCCUCCAUUAGAAGUACUAAUGGACAAUUCUUUUGAAAGUGUCCCAUCUCCUGCUGCAGGAGAUGGAGCUACAAAAGUAGGUAAGUCACCUGUGUUAAAAAGAGCUGCAGUAUCACAUCGACUAAGGGCUUCAGUUCAGUCUGUCACAGUGCUACCAAGCAAAGGAGGACUGCCACAAUCUUCAAAGGUGGUUUCUACAGCUAGGUUGGAUCAACAAGCAACAUCCGUUUCAUCAAAGGUCAGCCAAUCAGAUGUUCAACCACAUCCAGGAAUAGGAACAGACUCUUUAUUUCAGCAAGCCAAAAAGAUCAUAAACCUAAGACAAUCUUCAGACUCGAACCCAGAGAGGUCAUCAACAAAAUGUGUAGCAACAUCUAAAGUUCAAGGAGAAACAACAGUGCCUGAAACUAGCGCAUCAACCUAUACAGUGCCUACUGUUCCAGUAGCCACCAGCCAACCACCUGCCACCCCACCAAUCACCAGAGGACGAAUCCUUCCCUCUACACCACCCAUUUCAAACAGCUUACAUCGACGACUUCCCAGUCCCCACAGUUUAAAAAGUCCAUCUAUGCCACCCUCAACCGUUACUUCCCCCGUUAGGACACUCCCUGCACCACCAGAUCUUCAGAAGAGACUUCCCAGCCCUCCUGUUUUAAAGAAGGACAUUUUAAACUCAAACUCAGCCCAAUCAUACUCUUUUAAAGCCCCAUCUCCACCUGCAUCGCCAAAAGUAAAAAGAUGGUCAAGGGAGAACAGCAACGAGGACUCGUCUGGUGCUCGAACGUUCAGUAACGCUCGUUCAGUUUUCUGUCCCAGCUCUCCAUCUAUGUUUGAGGCCCAGCCUUGUUCAGCUCCCCAACCACCUCAAGCAUGGACUUCUACCAGAGUUUCUGUUCUCUCAAGAUUUUGGGGGAGUCGAGGGAGGUUCUCUGAGUCCGUUCAAAGAACUAGAUCCUUGGUUCGACGCAGCCACUCAGACCGAAGACCUAGUCUGAGUAUGGCCCAACAACCUCAAGGUUUUUCUGUUGCUGAAAUUUGUGGGAGUGAGCCAGCAAUAUCUUCAAAGGGGCUGGACGAUGAACCAACCGGGUACGAGGAUUUAUGGGGCAGCCAAUCAGAACUCCGAGCGACAACACGCUCUGCAUCACACCCGGACCUUUGUGUUGUUGGACGAGCCUUGCACAGGGUCUGAAGGGGACAACAC